Molecule: messenger RNA, 1630 nt
Organism: Condylostylus longicornis
Lineage: Eukaryota; Metazoa; Arthropoda; Insecta; Diptera; Dolichopodidae
Product: pupal cuticle protein 20-like
Exons: 4
Coding region: 170-1198 (342 amino acids)
Cellular component (GO): chitin-based extracellular matrix
Molecular function (GO): structural constituent of chitin-based larval cuticle
Source: RefSeq, a predicted model, not a curated record
UUGCAUUCAAAAGUAAUUCAUUACAUGAUUUUUAGUACACAAAAAAAAUAAUAAAAACAGAAAAUAAAAAAAAAUUCAAAAUAAAAUUUAUUCGAAAAUAAUUAUUAAUUUUUAUAAAUUCUUAAAUUAAUUUCGAAAUUGAAAGAAAAUAAAAAAUAGUGGUGUAAAAAUGAAAUUGUUACUAAUAACCAUUUUUACGAUAAUUGGAUUAUCAACGGCUGCACAAUUAUCUAAUACAUACUUACCACCACCAUCAGCUGGUUCAGCUGGUGGACAUGGUGGUUUCUUACAAGGACCAUCAUCAUCACAUCAUCAAGGACCAUCAAAUCAAUAUGUACCACCGAAAACAACAUUUAAUCAACAAGGACAACCAGUACAUUGGAGUCAUGGUGGAUGGAAUUCUGGUGGUGCUGGUGGACAACAAAAUAGCUGGCAAGGUGGACAUAGCGGUGGUGGAGGUGGUGGUGGUGGUGCUGGACAUAAAUAUGGUGGUAGUGGUGGACAAGGUGGUAUUGGUGGAUAUGGUGGUCAACCAUAUCAUCAACCAGGUAAACCACAAGUACCAAUAUUAAGAUUUGAAAAUGAAAAUGAUGGUAGCGGAAAUUAUCAUUUUGAUUAUCAAACUGGUGAUGGUAUUAGCCAUCAACAACAAGGUCAUAUUAAUAAUCCGGGUACUGAUUGGGCUGAAAAUGUUGUAAAUGGACAAUAUUCAUAUACUGGUGAUGAUGGUAAACAAUAUACAGUUAGUUAUAAAGCUGAUGGUAAUGGUUUUCAAGCUGUUGGUGAUCAUUUACCAACUCCACCACCACAACCAAGAGAAAUUCAAGAAGUUUGGAAUCGUGUUUUAAGUCAACAAGCUGCACAUGGUGGUGGUGAUUGGCAACAAGGUGGUGGUAGUGGAGGCAGUGGUCAUUAUGGUGGUGGUAGCGGUGGUAGUGGACAUUAUGGUGGUGGAGGAUCAUCUGGAUCAUGGCAAGGUGGGUCUGGUAGUGGAACUUCAUGGCAACAACAACAAAGUUAUGGUAGUGGUCCAUCAAGACCACAUCAUGGUGGUGGUGGUGGUGAUCAUGCUAGUGGUGCUGCUGGUGGUUAUGGACAUGGUGGUGGAGCAGGAGGUGGUGGAAGACCACAAAAACCAAGUAAUCAAUAUUUACCACCAAAUAGUGUUGGAGGUGGCUCAGCCGGUUAUCAUUAUUAAUAUACGUAAAUAUUAUAUUGUAUAAUAAUAAUUAUAUAUAUAUUGUAUUCGUAAAUUUAAGCUUUUAGUCUAAAAGUAAAGCUAAGUAAAACGAAUUUGCCAGAAAAUUGUAAUAUGAAAUUUGAAUUUAUACGAUCUUUUUUCUCUGUUUAUUAUUUUAAAAAGCGACAAUUGUGAUUCAAAACAAAAAAUAAAAAAAAAAAAUGUAAAAUAAAAAAAAAUUAAAAACACGUGUUAUUUUUAGGCAUUAUUUUUUCCAAAAAAAAAAAUUAAACUUUUCUUUUUCGAAAAUUUCAUAUUCGAAUUUAUAUAUAAGUACGUUUGUGUAUAUAAUAUUUUGAUGUAAAAGGAAACUGUAAUAAUUUUAUGUUUUUUUUUUUUUUGAUAAUGUUAUGAAAAUAUUUUAACGCAUUUAAAUAAACAAAAUAAUUU